AGAAUCCAAAAGAAACACCGGUCAUGUGCGGUUGGAAAGACUCAGGGCUCCACCAUGGAGAAAGAAUCGUGACGCCGUGAUGGGGCCAUCGACUGAAUCUUCCGGCGAAUCCACCUUUGGUCAAAGCAGAUGUUUGAUCAGGAGUGAUGGCAUCAAGAGAGCCAACGUGGUGUUGGCUUCAACACAAGAGAUGCGGCGGUUCGUUAAGUUGACCGGCGCCAUGGCUCAUUCUUCGACUUGGUUGGAGGUAUAAAUCGACAAGAUGCCGCCGUUCAUUCCUUGAAUCGAUAUCAGCUUCAUCACAACUUUGAAUCUCAGCAAUCUUUACCCAUUUUUGCUCAACCUCAGUUGAAACUACUCGUACCACAUAAGCCAACAACUCUGCCAAAAUGGCGCCCGGUCGUCUCCGUCGCGACGAUUCCAACUCAGCUAGCGACGCGGAUGAUGUCUCACCGCGUCUAUUGCGCGGCCACGACCUUGUGUCCGACACCCCCAAUGCAGCAACCCAAUGCAAACUCACGGUCUAUUUCCCUCCGCCAUCUGUAGUCAGCCUCGACGGCAAGAUCGGCCACGUGGUUGUCAAGCUUGACCCAGCGCCGUUGCGUUGGCAUGGAAUCCAAGGCAUCCUCACUCUACUUAGGGCAAAGCCAGACGAAGAUGACAUUCUCGAGGACACUCUCAUGGCAGCGGGAGAAUGGAAGGCGCAUCGCAAGAGGGACGACAGCCAGCAAUGCGACCAAAUCGGGCCCUGCAUCUUAAACCAGGGCCUACAGGAAGUAGCUCCGUACCCCGUGCCCACAGGCUACAAUGCUCAUCCUUUCUAUUUUGUUUUUCAGGAUGUGCAGAUUUUUAAUCCCCAAAACUUCCAUGGCCCGCCCAUUAAGAUGAAGUUCAAGGUUAAAGUGGAGGGUUGCAACACCGGUGUCCCGGUAGAAGAUGCGUCGGUUUGCCUUGUGGAGUGUGAUACUAUGUCGUCGGUGUGGAUUUCUGAGGAUAAGAAUAUCACGAAGGAGCAACGGGAAUAUACGAAGGAAGAGUACGAAAAGCUCAAAGAUCUCCAUUUUGAUGUUGGAAGUGGAACGUGGGUCAAACUCGACUCUAACAAGGACGAUUCAAACUGGGUCUGGAGAUCCACUUAGCCGGGGAAGGCUCGGAUACAAGUACUGCCUGAUCGUUCUGCGUACGGCGGAACCGUCGAGAACACCGGAAAGUGUUCGUCUGAAGGUAUUUGGAGACGAUUUUGACACGGCAGGGCCGGCUGGUCCGGCUAGGUUAUCGUCGUGUGGACGGGAUGAAGGAAUGGAGCCUCUACUCACUUCGUGGGAUAUUACCUAGAGGUGACAGUGUCUUCGUCCUGCCAUACGAUAGAAGCCUCCCCGAAUGGAUAGGAACUGGGGCUGGAUAGUCAACGCAAUUGCUUUUUUUCAAUGGUUUUAUUUGUUCUCGUUAAGUUCACGUCUUGCUCGGUGAUAGGCCCACAGUGUCUGACGAUGGCCCUUGGCACUUGCUAAGGCUGUUAGACCACUAA
Neurospora tetraspora is the source of this 1528-nucleotide messenger RNA. RefSeq lists its product as uncharacterized. The record is from RefSeq and is a predicted model, not a curated record. The coding region runs from base 390 to 1139 and encodes 249 amino acids. NCBI's taxonomy places the organism in Eukaryota, Fungi, Ascomycota, Sordariomycetes, Sordariales, Sordariaceae. The transcript is spliced from 2 exons.